ACAACGGGCCAGUAACACAUCUAUAAAGCAAUGGUUUACGGCACAAUGUCCUUAUUUUUGUGUCUUUGCUCCGAGUCACAACCUCUUUCAUUCACGACCUCUUUCAUUAGAAACGGAUACACGAAAUGAUUCCGUCAUUCUUUUGUCUCUGUCUUCUCGGCACCGUGGGUUUCUACAACACUGAAGGAGCGCCAUGUUUACCGUGUCCUGCGGGGAAAUACUGCCCAGGACAGGUUGUGCCUCUGUGUCCUGCAGGACACUACUGCCCAAGUGGAUCAACUAGUCCUGUUCCAUGUCCAGCUGGCACCUACGGCAACACUGAAGGCAUUUCAACCGUCUCAGGCUGUGUAGUCUGUCCUCCCGGGAUGUACUGCUCCAGCCCUGGUAGCACCGCCCCAACUGGAUCAUGUAGUGCUGGCUAUUACUGCCGCGGCGCGACUUCCCCCACUCCUGUUGAUGGGGUGACGGGAGGAAUCUGUCCAGCUGCACACUACUGCCCAACAGGGACAUCCGACCCAAUUCCAUGUACAGCUGGUCGCUACUGUCCAAUCGGGUCGGCGCGUCCUACCCCCUGCCCAGCGACAGGCUGCAACACCAUUACUACAGGCUAAACCAAGGGAUUUAACCCGUACUGGAUGAACACUUACAUAUCUAUACUAACAGUUCUUGUAUCACGCUAUUUUAUUACACUUAAUAGCCGAAUAAUAUAGGGAAGUCAAGUUAUCUCCAAGGACUCUUCAAAAGACACAACGAAUCUUGGCCGUUUUUGCAGUAUAAAAAGUGUGUCACUGUGGCAAGUAGCAUCGAGCUACAACUCUCUUGACCAAGUGCGAUAAUAACCUUAGGCCUGAAGGACUCUCAAGCAACAAAUCAGGACAUAUAAACGAGGGAACAUUUACUUUCACAUCAGUCCGACAAAAACCAAAGAUUUUUAUUCUCGUUGCUUGCUACAAUUAUUUCAUCAAUACACUGUACGACGGU
This is a messenger RNA of Lineus longissimus, 981 nucleotides long. RefSeq lists its product as uncharacterized. The record is from RefSeq and is a predicted model, not a curated record. The transcript has 5 exons. Bases 126 to 611 code for a protein of 161 amino acids. Lineage: Eukaryota; Metazoa; Nemertea; Pilidiophora; Heteronemertea; Lineidae.